Molecule: messenger RNA, 330 nt
Organism: Linum trigynum
Lineage: Eukaryota; Viridiplantae; Streptophyta; Magnoliopsida; Malpighiales; Linaceae
Source: the annotation of a GenBank genome assembly
AUGGGGAAAUAUGGGUUUAAACUGGCGAGGGAAGCGCAGCGGCGAGAGAUAGAAAGGAGCAUAACAGAGGGUUUUCUUUCUACAGCAAGUAUUGUCUCCCGACGCUCCUUCGUCGGGGACUCUGACCAAAUCACCCGCGGCGCUGUUCCUUUCGUUUGGGAGAUCCAAACCAGGAAGUCGCGGAUCCCGCCGAAAUCGUCGCACAACCUAAGGAAUCUCCCAUGUGUUUAUGGGCGGAAGAUGAGCUUCUUGGCGAUUUGGAUCCGGGAUUUCGGAUCUCAUGGUGGGAAAUUGAAGAUGUUUCCAGGUCGGAUCCGUCGCAAUGUUUAA